Molecule: messenger RNA, 2336 nt
Organism: Spodoptera frugiperda (fall armyworm)
Lineage: Eukaryota; Metazoa; Arthropoda; Insecta; Lepidoptera; Noctuidae
Exons: 3
Coding region: 34-1671 (545 amino acids)
Source: RefSeq, a predicted model, not a curated record
UUUGUGAUUUGGACUUUUCGUUUGUGACACAAAAUGUUGCGUUGCUUGAACUGUGGGUUACGCGUUCAACGCAUACAGAGGCAUGUUGUUACAACUUUGCCUCAAGAGUUGCUAAUUAUCUUGUCUAUUUGGCUGAGAAUUGAAUAUCUCCCUAUGGAAGAUGUAAUAUGUCAUGCAUGUUAUGUAUUCUUACAAAAUGCUGAUGUAAACACACCUAGAAUAUUAGGUCAUACUAAUAUCUGUGCUGGCUGUGGCUGUUCUUUGAAUGAAGCUAGACUUCAUUCUCUCGAAGAAAAUGGACCAUUAUAUGAUUUUUUUCCAUGGAUUAGAUCAGUACAGAAUGGAAGAGAUAGCUAUGCUGUUUGUCAUAAUUGUUGGCGGCGAGCUAGCCGACAAUUUGAACAAGAUUCUCAACGAGAAAUGGCUAUACCACAAUUGCCACCUGUACCUGCUCCUGCUCCAGCACCUGCCCCUGCUCCGGCACCUGCCCCUGUCCCGGCACCUGCACCUGCUUCUGCCUCUCAGCUGGGCCAGAGAUCAGUUGGAAUGGUCAAUUUACCUCAUUACAAGAGAGCUGCUAGUACAUCAAGACACUGCAUUUAUUCCGACUGCGGUUAUGUACCUAUGCAUUUAAUACCAACAUUUAUUAAAAAUAUGUUAAUUGUAGAUUAUAACUAUUAUGUGCCCCGGUAUUCACGUGUUUGCCAUCACCAUUUGUAUUCUAAUACUUGGCAUGAAUUAUCUUCAAUAUCAAGUUUUAGUAUAAAUCAAAUAGAAGAUUUAGUUAAUAUGGCAAAACAAAAAACUGUCACAUUUAAUUUUGAAUGUGUUGAAGAAAUGCCCAACCACAUAUGCCAUUAUUGGACUGGACUGGAAGUGUCUGAAUUCAUUAUUUUAUUUAAUGAGUUACCUUUAGCUAAUCAGGUACCAUUACCAAAAUCUGCUUUGGCUAUCUUUUUAAUUAAAAUGAGGACAGGGGACAGUAACAAGAGAUUGUCUUCAUUAUUUAAUAUACCUCGAUCAACUAUGGAGAGGCACAUGAACAUUGUACGCUUAUGUUUUAUGGAACAUUUUGUACCAUUACAUAUUGGAUUGCAGCAUCUUAAUAGAGAAGAUGUCAUAAGAAGAAAUCUGAGUAUUCCAAAUGCUUUGUUUGGCAAUCCAAAUGGCUCUGAUCAAACCAGACCUGCAAUCACAAUAUGUGAUGGCACUUACAUAUAUAUUGAAAAGAGUUCCAAUUAUUUCUAUCAAAAGGAAACUUAUAGUUUACACAAAUAUGUGAACCUCGUUAAACCAUUUCUUUGUGUGUGUACAGACGGGCACAUUAUUGAUGUGAUCGGCCCUUAUGCUGCCACUCAAACCGAUGCAGAAAUAAUGAAAGAUUUAUUUACUGAUGAAUCUGGACCCAUGCGAUCAUUUUACAGAGAGGGAGAUGUAUUUAUACUCGACCGAGGAUUCAGAGAUGCGAUCCCACUGUUGGAGGCCUGUAAUUAUAAUGUGCAGAAGCCUGAGUCAUUAAAUGAGGGAGAACGACAACUAACAACUAUUCAGGCAAACAAAAGUCGAUUAGUGACAUUAUGUCGAUGGGUAGUGGAAGUAGUCAACGGACGAUUUAAAAGGGACUUUAAAUUAUUUCGCCAGGAUUUUUUAAUAGAGCUCAUGCACAUUUAAUGAGUGAUUUUAAAAUUGCAGCUUCAUUAAUUAACAGAUUUCACCCCACGCUUCAAGAUCGACCAGAUGCUUCUCUUAUUAUAGAAAGAGCCUUGAGGUAUCAACAUACUCCUAAUUACUUAGCAGAAUUUGUAACAAAUUAUAAUUUAAACAGGCGAUCGGUUAUGUUUAGACGCAUAGACGGCAGGUUUCCUCAAUUAAAUAUAUUUCCCGUAUUUAGUUACUCAGAAUUGAUUAUUUUCGCAUUGGGCCCAUAUCAGGUAAAACAAGCACGAUCAUAUUAUGGCGAACAUGUUCGACAAAAUGGCUUGUAUGAAAUUGAAAUAUGUCCUGAGCUGGAACACUCUGAAGAAAUGGUUGCGGCCGUUGGAGGAAAUAGACCUUAUUUAUUAAGGGGUCGAAUCCAGUCGCGCCAUGUUGGUCGGCGUAAAUAUUUUACGUAUAUUUUAAUUGACACUCAGCCCUCGAGUAGUAAUUGCUUAGAUGCAAUAUUAGGUUACUGUUGCAACUGUCUCGUGGGUAACAGAACAGUGGGAUGCUGUUGCCACGUUAUGGCCAUAAUAUGGUAUUUGGGUUGGGCUAGACACUAAGAUAAUAUAUCGCCGCCAGCAUAAUUCUUAGACAAUAUAUUACUUGUAAUUGAAGAAUAAAACAUUUAACACGUA